AUGGAUUCAACGGCAACAACAGCUACGGAUGACCCGAAGCAAAACCUUAACCAAGUCACUGAUUCGAUACAUAGACGCUGGGCGUCAUCCACCAGGUCUACCUCACCGUCUCUUCCUUCAAUGAAUACGCUUGUUUUAGAACUCGACAACAUGACUAAAUUGGCUGAGAACUGCAAUAUUCAGGUCCCUAUGGAGGUCCUCAAUUAUAAUCCGGAUGAAUUCACGGGGGAUGUCUUGAAUAGUUGCAUUGCCAAGAAUCAGAUUACCAAAGGCACAACUGACGCAUUCAAGAGUUUACGAAGGCAUCUUCUAGAGGAACUUGAACAGGCAUUUCCUGAUGAAGUGGAAGCUUACAGAGAAAUAUGUGCCACAUCUGCAGCUGUGAGUUGCAUUUGACUAAUACAUAUGUCGCAAUUAUUCAUGCAGGAUAAAUAUUCCAGUAAGUUUAUCCAUUCAUUAUUCAAUUAGUUCGAACUAAUAUUGCUGGGUGUUACCAUCAGCUUAAUAACUAUAUAACUAUAUAACUAUAUUGAGUGUCUUGUUUUGGGUUGAGUCAUUGAGUUUGUUUUCUAUACUUCAUCCAUUGUGUAGUUCUAUUAUCAUGAAUCAUAGUAAGAUAAAAUUGUUUUUGAGAAGUUUUCAAAAACCAAAGUAUAACCGCAUGAGUUCAAUGUGUAUCGCAAAAGUAAGGCUAAAAAGCUUAUGAAAUUGGAGGACAUAAAUGGUAUGAUAUGUAUGACUAAUUAAACUCACGGGAUUGGAAUUGGUUUAUGAUUGGUAAACAUAACUAGAAGUAUGGGGCUAAAGUUUUCUCUUUUCCACGACCUGAAAAACUAUAUAUUCUGAAAUAUUGGAGAUUACUUAAUUCAAUUAUUAUUUAGACUUUCUUGUGACAUUUAUACAAGUGUUUAAUAUCCCACUACCAUAUUCCCCCACAUAUCGAACCUCUGUUCCUCUUUUACUUAUCAUACUUUAACUUAAUUACGGAAUACCAAGAGAUUAGUUGUAACUCCCCAGAAUAACUUUAAGACCAUUAUCCUUUGGGUUAUUGCAUUUUCAAACUAGCAUAUUCAAGUGGGUGGUAAACUCUAACUCUAACCCUAACCCUAACCCUAACCCUUAUUGUUUAUAGGCCAGUAAAAAAAUGUU
Messenger RNA from Ilex paraguariensis (yerba mate), 1149 nucleotides. NCBI's taxonomy places the organism in Eukaryota, Viridiplantae, Streptophyta, Magnoliopsida, Aquifoliales, Aquifoliaceae. The record is from the annotation of a GenBank genome assembly.